This is a messenger RNA of Xenopus laevis (African clawed frog), 3065 nucleotides long. It is a transcript of the gene tgs1.L, whose product is annotated as trimethylguanosine synthase 1 L homeolog. The coding region runs from base 144 to 2648 and encodes 834 amino acids. Lineage: Eukaryota; Metazoa; Chordata; Amphibia; Anura; Pipidae. The record is from RefSeq and is a predicted model, not a curated record. Gene Ontology annotation, biological process: 7-methylguanosine cap hypermethylation. Gene Ontology annotation, molecular function: RNA cap trimethylguanosine synthase activity; methyltransferase activity. The transcript is spliced from 14 exons. Gene Ontology annotation, cellular component: cytoplasm; nucleolus; nucleus.
GAGAAUUGCGAGUGUAUAAACAGUGCGUUCGGGCGGACAGCAUGUUCUGUGGCGAGUAGAGAGCUGGCAGCAAAGCAUGCUGAGAGCUGUAGUUCUAACAACUCUGUGCUUUGUAACAGCUACCGGAGCAGUUAGUCAGGAUCAUGUUGAGUGUAGAAUGGAUCCAGGUGGCAGAAAUGUGCUUCUACCUGGAUGAUGUGAAUGAGGACAGUAAAAUAUUAUGCCUCUGUUCCAGAGCAUUCGUCAAUGAUCGCAACUUGUACUGUUUGGGAUUUAAAGGAACUGGCUUCAGCAGAAAGGAGGACAAAAGAGGUGAAGAGUAUGUAGAAGACGCAGAUUUUGAUGAGGAUUCUUUAGAUGUUCUUUAUGAAGAAAAUGAAUUGGACUCUGAGACAGAAAUCAUGUUAAAAAUGGGUCUUCCUUUGCACUUUGGUGGCUCAUCGUAUGAGAGGAAUUAUGUGCCAAUAGAUUCUUGUGGAAAGGUACAUAAAAUAUGGAAGAAGAGAGAGACCAAAUGCAAAAGACCUUUAGAUGAGAGUAUCCAAGAAGCAAUAGAACAAGUAGCCCACAACUCCAGCCAUCCUUGUAAAGAGGAUUUCCCUGCAUAUCCUGAGCAAGCUGACCUACAAGGUGGCUGUAAUAUAAAUCAUAAGGAUGUUAAAUCAACUGAAUCCACUCUAAAUACACCCUCCACAGAGCCUCCUAUAAAAGACAAAUGGGAAGAGUAUUGGAAUCGGUAUGGCCAAGGGUUAUUAUGGCAGCACUGGAUUGAAAAACAUCCAGAGCUAUCCCUGUCCGGAGAACAUUGUAGCCUUGAACCCUGGAGCUCUGCUGAUACCAAGGAUGAAUGGGAUGAAUGUUAUAAUGAAUGUUACUGGAACUAUUUUCAACAGUUUCAGUAUUGGACAGAUCAAGGGUGGACUUUUGAUACACCCAAUGUGUCUAAAAACAGUGAUGCGCAAUCUCGUAGUGCAGAUGAAAACAGCCCCAGGAUUUCUGAUGGAGACAGUGAUUGCCUUCAGGAAGACCAUUGCAAAACUCUUGUAAAAUCUAUGAGCAACAUUAAUCUUGAUACAGAGGAAAUGAAUCAAGGCCAUCCUUCUCUAAGUGUUAUUAAUGAGGGUAAUCGGCUGCAAACCCCAGACAGCUCUGAAAAGCAUUGCCCUACUGAUCCUAACCAGAAUGAGCCUAGUGAUGGAACGGGGGAAAAGUAUACAGCAUCUGGACCUACAGAUACAAGCCAGUCAGCGAGGCAGUCAUCAGGCUCACAUUGGCAGAUCAGUCCCUCAGCCAUCAUUAAGGAUGGAGAUGAAGAUGAUGAUGAACCGCCAGAGUGCAAACAAGCUAAAAUCAAGAGAAGUCAUGAACUGGAUGCAGAAGAAACCCCAUGUAAUGAUGUUCUGGUAGCAGCUUCCACCAUCUUGGGACUGAAACAUGGCACAGGGCAAAAAUAUGGUGGAGUUGCCAACUUUAGCCGGCGAACUCUUCGUUAUCUGGAAAAAGGAGUGAAGUAUAAGUCCCAGUUCCUGGAUAUGCACAGGCCAGUAAAGGCUAAGAAUAAGCACAUAUUUUUCACUGACGAAGGCGAUGCAGUGCCCAAAAGUAAAACUCUGAACAAGAUUUUUAAGGUGCAGACUUUCCUAAAAGAAGCAAGUAAAGAUGUCCAGGAUCCAUUGGGUGAAACUUAUACCUUACAGGAGGUGGAAGACUCGUUCAGCAGCACUGAUUCUGAAGAACAGAAUCAUGAAGUUAAAGUUCCUUCUGCCCCUCCGGAAAGCGAGAGUUCAGACACUGUGGCAAACAGUGCAGUGCUCUCAAACCCCAUCUGGUGUUCAACAGAUGCAUAUUCAGAGCAAGAAUUAAAUAUUAAUGAUUUGAAUUCCUCAAGACAGCUAAUUCCUCUGGAGAUUCCUGACUAUUUACAAAAUGAAACACAAGUUAUCAAAAAUGACGAUGACAAAGUAAAAAAGAAAAGAAAAAAUAAGAGGAAAAAAAAAUGUCUGCCCCCUGAGAUUGCUGCUGUACCUCACUUGGCCAAGUACUGGGCGCAGCGCUACAGACUCUUCUCUCGAUUUGAUGAAGGGAUUAAAUUAGACGAAGAAGGCUGGUUUUCUGUAACUCCAGAGAAAAUAGCAGAGCACAUUGCUAACCGGGUCAGGCAAUCGUGUGAUUGUGGUCUGGUAGUAGAUGCCUUCUGUGGAGUUGGAGGGAAUGCCAUCCAGUUUGCAAAGGCAGGAAACAGAGUGAUUGCUGUGGAUAUUGACCCUGCGAAACUUGACUUUGCUCGCAACAAUGCCGAAGUGUAUGGAGUGACUGACCAGAUAGAAUUCAUCCUUGGGGAUUUCAUGGUCUUGGCUCCAGCCCUGAAGGCAGAUGCUAUAUUCCUCAGCCCGCCAUGGGGUGGCCCUGAUUAUGUCAGCGCAGAGACGUUUGACAUCAGAACGAUGUGCCUUGAUGGGUUUGAAGUUUUCAGGCUGUCUAAACAGAUAACAAAGAAUAUCAUCUAUUUUCUCCCACGGAAUACUGAUGUGGAGCAGGUGGUAUCCUUGGCCGGACCCGGAGGGCAGGUCGAAAUAGAACAGAAUUUCUUGAACAAGAAACUGAAGACCAUGACAGUUUACUUUGGAGAUUGUAUCCGAAAAGUAUAAAAAUUUUAAAUAUAUUAAACGUUUUAAAGAAAGAAAGAAAGAAAGAAAGAAAGAGAAAAAAAAAAAACACAAGUGUAUACUUGCAUACAACGGACUAUAAACUGAAUCAGGAAUUUCUUAUCAUUGCUUUCAUUGCUUGUAACUGUUAUUUCAUUUUGUAGGAGUUUGUUUCCAUGCAGAUAAGCUAUAGUUUUAUGUAUUCGGUUUCUAUUCCGGUGACUUGUAUGUACUUUCAUUAUAUGAACCAACCUAUUAUCUGUUCAACUGCACCGCUCUGCAUCUUCAGCCAAAAUGCUGGGUAUUGUUCAGCAACAGUUAGAGCAUUUUAUAUUCCUAAUGUUAUGGUGUAUUAGGGACCGGUUACUGCAGGAUAUUGAUUAUGAAUGUUUAAAAUAAAAGUUUAUAUUUUGUAUUAAA